Messenger RNA from Cotesia congregata, 3426 nucleotides. The record is from the annotation of a GenBank genome assembly. NCBI's taxonomy places the organism in Eukaryota, Metazoa, Arthropoda, Insecta, Hymenoptera, Braconidae.
AUGGUUAAAAAUUGUGCUGUGGUGAAUUGUAAAAACAGUAAAAAUAAUAAAAAAUGUAAAAAAGAUUUACAACAGGAUAAAAACUCCUUAUUUAAGCUGCCAAAAGACCCUGAUAUUGUUAGACAAUGGAGUCAAAUUUUGGGACAAGAUUUAGUGUUAGAUUCGAAAAUUGACAUUUUUAUUUGUGAUUUGCAUUUUGAAGAAGAAUAUAUUCUUCGGAAAGAUAUUAUUAUUAUUCCUAAUCAAGAACCGUUUGUGUCUGAACGAAAGAAAAUAAUACUCAAACCUGGUGCCAUCCCAACAUUACAUAAAAAUAUUAACUCAACAAUACCUGUUACAAAUAUUUCUGUAAAUGCCAAUACAAACGAAAAUGAUAUAUUACAUUCAAGUCAAAUAUUGCAUGAUUAUGAAUGCAUAGAAGUCAAUGAGGUUUUUGAUGACAAUUCAGUUGAACCUAAUAAUAUUGGACAAACUAGCCACAAUGAUCCCGAGUUAACUGCAAUCAAUUCAGAAUUUUCAAUUCAAGAAUUGAUAAAGAAUUUAGAAAUAUGUAAGUUACCAAAAAAAUGGAGCUGGGUUGAUGACCAUCUCGAUUUACCGGCAGUAAUUCUUUGUUGCUUGGAUUACAUAUCGUAUGAUGUAAAGAUUCGUGUAAAAAUCAAUAAGACUCUUAAUAUACUUGUAACUAAUGUUAAACUUAAUAAAUCAACAAAUAGUGAUUAUAUACUUAGUAGUAUGGAAAGCUUUUGGACAUUUUUAAAAGAUUUGGAGACUUCUCAAAUGUGUAGCGGCACAGGAUUUGAUAGUCAGAAGUCAUCAGAAACAUGCAUAGUAUUUUUGAAAGCUGAUCAACAAUAUAAAAAACAGGCGGGAAUAUAUAGAUGUGAUGCAUGUAAACAAGUAAGAAAAAAAUUGCAUAAUCAAUUGUACCGACCUAAACUAGAGGUCCAUGAUUGUAACAAAAAACUCAAGCUUAAGCUAAAUUCAGUCAAGAAAAAGUGUAGUCGUCUCAGUAAUAAAAAUGCCACUUUGAAACAAACUAUCGAGGAAGAAAGACAAAAGUGUGCUAACGCAUCUAAAACAGUUAUAGAGAAAGAAAUUCUUAAUCUACCGCCUAUCCAACAAGAGAACGUUAGAGCGUGUUUUGCAGCAGCUAAACUCCAAAAUUCAAAACAAAGAAGAUAUACAGUCGAGUGGGUAUAUGAGUGUCUUUUAAUCAGAAUAAAAAGUGCUGCUGUUUACGAACGGCUGAGAUCUAGACAAAUUUUACCCCUUCCUUGCAAGGAUACCCUUCAAAAAUAUAUCCAAAAAUUAGAUAGCGCAUUCGGUUUUUCGGAAGCUCUUUUUGAAACCCUUAAAUUGAAAGGUUCUCGAAUGGAAGUAAAUACGAAGAGGGGUACUUUGCUACUCGAUGAAGUUGCGUUAAGCGAAACUAUUAAAUUGAAUCAACGAACUAUGAAGCUUGACGGUUUCGUUGAUUUAGGAUCUUACACGCCGGAAGCGGAUUUAAAUACUAGAGCUGAUCAUGCUCUAGUAUUUAUGUUUCAACCCUUUCAGGGGGAUUGGGUGCAGGUCAUAGGUUGUUUCCUGAGUCGCAGUGCAACCGUCAGCGAAAUAUUACACAAAUUAAUAAUAGAGUGCAUAUUAUUAUUGGAAAACGCAGGAUUUCAAGUUGACGCUGUAACCUGUGAUGGAGCCCAGUGGAACCGUGGCGCGUGGAAGUUAUUCGGAAUUGAGGACUAUAAAUUUAGCUGCGAACAUCCAUAUGAUUAUAGUAGACGUUUAUGGUUCCUAUCCGAUUUUUCGCACUUGCUAAAAAAUUUUAGAAAUAAGAUUAUGGAAGUGCCAUCAUUUUGGACUCCGGAUGGUUAUGUAUACCGCAAACACUGGGAAGCUCUUUUAGCUUAUGAAAAUAGCUUCAAAGCUAAUUUAUCAGUAACCUACAAACUAACACCUGGUCACAUCAAGCCUGAACAGUACCAGAAAAUGAAUGUGCUUUUGGCUGUAGAGUUAUUUGCAAAACGAUUAAGAGUGGCUAUGGAGAUAUACGAAAGCGAAUGUUCUGAGUUAAAAGGUUGUAAAUCUACGAUAGCAUUCAUGGAAAGAGUUGAUCGUUUGAUAACGGCUAUGACUUCACGAAUUCCAGAGCAUGCUUUACGCCCUGACGUUUCAUGUAAAAUGAGACAGGCUAUCACUGAUUUCAUCGAAUAUUUACGUGAGUGGGAAGAAAAAUCAAAGGAAGAAAAACAGAAAUAUAAAGAACUGAAAAAACAUUUAGAUGAAGACCAACUACCGGGCAAAUUUUUUUUUGCUAUAACUGCAAGCACAUUAGCUGGGUUCAAAAUCUCACUUGGAGCUACUUUAGAACUUGCUGAUUUCUUACAUACUCAAUGUAACUAUGAUUAUCUGAUGACAAUACGUCUUACUCAGGAUGCCUUAGAGAAACUUUUUGGGAUCAUGAGAAACGCCUGUGGAUGUAACGAUCACCCAGACGUAAUAUUGUUUGGCCAAGUAUAUCGUUUACUUUGUUCAUAUUCUUUAGCGACUCCACCUAGAGGAUCUAAUGUAACUGCUGGCGAACUGUUGCAAUCUUUGAUGCAAACCAAAGACUCUUUGGCAUUAGCUUCUGUUCCUAAAAAUGAAUGGCUCCAAAAACUUGACGCGAUUGUUGAGAAAGGCAUUUGUGGCGAAGUUUCUGAAGAACCAAACAGCAAUGGUAUUAUUGAUAAUGAAAUUUCUUCUCCAAAUCUACUUCAUGAUGCGGGCUUGUUGGAUGAAGAACUGAAUAAUCACGAUAUAUCAUCUAAUAAUUACACAGAUACAACUAAUAUAGAUGAAAAAGUAACUGGUCUAGGUGAUAAAGAGUUUUGUCGAAAGCCGUUUGAAAGUUUGGUCGAUGAAAGUGACAGCGACGAUGAUGAUACAUAUCAAUGCCAAGAUCCUUAUCUCGAUCAUGAUUACGACAUAAUGAAAACUAGCGACGAAGUGGUUGCAUAUAUUGCUGGAUACAUGGUUAGAAAAACUAGCCGCUAUACCAAGUGCUUCACAUGUGUAGACACUUUACAAUCUACUAAUAAAGCUUCAAGUGGCCGAGAUAGGUUUAUUGAGCUGAUGAGUGAAGGUGCUUUAAUCUAUCCAAGUGAAAACUUAUUUUUAUUAAUUAAAACUCUUGAAGAAGAUGUGUUAAAAGUUGCAGGAACCAAAACUAUUAAAUGCAAUACAAUGCAUCAAAUCCUUGAUCAAAUAGCUUUACGCGAUGCGCUUCCCAAAGUUGGUUGCCCUGAUCACACUAAGCAAUUAACGAUAAAGGUCAUUAAUUAUUUUAUUGUCAUGCGAGGUCAUUUUCUUACUAAAUUAUUUAACAAAAACAUGAGCCAACGAAGAGCUCUCACUAGAAAGCACCGAAAAUCCGCGAAGUUAACGUGA